This is a messenger RNA of Diospyros lotus (date-plum), 873 nucleotides long. Its product is annotated as BON1-associated protein 2. NCBI's taxonomy places the organism in Eukaryota, Viridiplantae, Streptophyta, Magnoliopsida, Ericales, Ebenaceae. The record is from RefSeq and is a predicted model, not a curated record. Bases 234 to 743 code for a protein of 169 amino acids. The transcript has a single exon. Gene Ontology annotation, biological process: defense response.
UCAUAUAGAGUUCGUAGAACCAACCCACGGUCUUCUCUCUCCUUUCUCGCCACCUUCCCCGGACAACCCAUAUUUAUACACCCAAUCAGCCUCUUCCCCUACCAAUUCAAACCCCACCCCUGAUUUCAGAUUCAAACUCACAAAAUUGUUUCGCUAAUUUCGCAGUAAUCUUCGAUAUUGUCGUCAAAGCGAGUUUGAGUCUAAAUUGUUGAAAGACUAAUUAAUCCCUUCCGAUGGCAAAUUCUCGAGUUUUAGAAGUCACGAUCAUCUCCGGCGAAGGCCUGCCGGCAAAGAAGAACGCGUUCGUCGUGGUCAGGGCUGAUCCCUGGACCUCCACGUCUACGAAAGUGGAUUCCGACGGCGGAAGCUACCCUCAAUGGAACGAGAAGCUCGCAGUGGACUUGCCGGCGCGUUCACAGUUUCUGAUGGUGGAGGUGCAAUGCAAGACCUAUUCAGGGAACAAAGUUGUCGGUACGGCGAGAAUCCCGGUCUCGGACUUCACGGGGGAGUACUUCCCGGCGAACUACUUACAUUUGUUGAGCUAUCGGUUGAGGGACAGCAGUGGCGUGCGUAGCGGGAUAAUCAAUCUUUCGGUGAGAAUGAAGGUACCGGAGAAUGCAUUGGCCGCAGCCGCCACGUCGUGCGGCGCCGCCUCCUCGUACUCACGGCCGUGGACGGGGUAUCCGGUGGCGGAGAAGUCUGGCGGUGUAGUCAUCGGAGUUCCGGCGUGGAGUAGAUAUUGAUGAAGUGAAAUUUGCAUCCAAGAGAUUUGUCACAAAAUGAGAAGGAUCAGGGGUGGCAUUGGCAUACAUGAUAUACAUGAUGUAGAUAAUUUUUUUUUAAAUAUUAUCAAAUACAUUAUAUCUUUAAUUA